This is a messenger RNA of Neolamprologus brichardi, 8607 nucleotides long. The record is from RefSeq and is a predicted model, not a curated record. Lineage: Eukaryota; Metazoa; Chordata; Actinopteri; Cichliformes; Cichlidae.
ACAUAUCUCUACCUUAGCAUUAUCUUCAAGUUUAACCUUUACACAUACAGGAGCUAAAGCCCAAAUGGAAAGUGAAGUAACUUCAAAUAUAGUACAAUCAGGACACACUCAUCAAACACCUAGUCCUGGAACUAGUGUGUUAGAACAAACCACACCUGCUACUGUUGACUCCAGUGCUCUCUCAGAUCAGACAGAAAAGACUUCUGUUUCUCCUUUGACUGAUAAGACAAUGACCUAUUCGGACACAACUCCAAUGGAUGUAGAACUUUCAAGUGAUGACACCACAGAUAUAUUGAAUGCAACCUCUGUUUUCAGUGGAGUAUCCCCAUCUGUAUCCAGCACUGUGGAAUCAAUACCGCUAUCACUUGCAGUAACACAACAUGUUGAUACAGAUGAGACUAAAAUACCAUCCCUUACCAGUGUUCCAGAUGGUGAGGUGGAAAGUGAAAGCAGUCAACCUACCGUAAUGGAGUCGUUUGCUUCUGUCAGUCCGUCAACAAUGAAGUCAGAAACAACAUCCUUCCUGAGUGCCACAGAUGAAGAUUUUUCUGGAGACAGCACUACUGUUUUCCCUGAAGUCUCAAGCAUCAUAACAACAACAGUGCUUUCAAGUGAUACUUCAAUAACUAAACCAGAUCUUGACAGUCCUCGAGAAAGCACUCCUACUUUCAUCGAUGUCAUGGAUGGUUCACCCACCUCACCAAGUACUGAUGUUAAGAAUUUUGAUACUAUUCACACUCCCAAAAUAUCUUUCACUUUAUCUUCGUCCCUUCACAGCACUGACCAUACAGCUGAAAUUUCAUCUGGAACAGACAAAUACUAUUCUACAAUUGCAAGAGAUGAAAUUAAUUCCCUUACUGAAGAGUUGAGCUCACAUGAUGAGAUAACUCAUAUACCAGCCUUUGUCAAUGCACUUCCUCCAUCUUUUUCAUCGCUCACCUCAAUGGCACUAACAACAAGUCCAGUCGCAGAACUUGAGAUUCCAUUAAUUAGUCACCCAGAGAAAACCUUGCUUUCCCCCUUUACUGACAACACAGUGUUAUCUCCUGAACCCUUUACAUUAACUGACCAAACUGUAGACAUGUUUACCUUAUCUUCUUCCUCAGAUACAACUUCAACUGAAACAACAGAGAUGGUAACAACAAGGAACACUGUUGCUUUUGACUUCAUGACUACGACAUCAACAUCAGCACCAUCAACUACUUUCAGUGACUCUCAAAGAACACACACAUCCUUUACAGCAACAGUUGAAAGCCUGAAAACUUUGACUCACAGUACAAUGAUUUCACCUCAUGAGUUCAUGACAGGGGAGUCUACAGAUGCUCCUCUGAUUUCUGCCACUACUCAGUUUGAGUCAGAAGCAGGUCAUUUACCCGACCCAGACUUCUCAGGAGAUUACACAUCAACAUACACAGAUGAAACAGCACCUGAACAGUCCUCUGUGGAAUCAGCAACCCUAGCAGUAACAACAUUUAGUCCAUCAAACACACCUGUAUUCACUGGGGAAGAGCACUCAAGUGAUAGAGAAUUUACAACUUCUACAUCUAGUCCCUAUACACUCAAAACUUUUCGGCCAAUGGCAAUACCCAGUAUUACCCCAAUGAUGACCUCUGCCUACAAUGACAUGGACAACUCUGGCAGCUUCCCUCAAGACUUUGAUUUGGAAUCAAGUCAAGAUGGAUCUGGUGAAGGGAUAUUAAUUGAAACUGCUACAAAACCAUACAAGGAAUUUAAAGUGCAAACUGAUGAGACAGAAACAGAUGAGACUCAGAGCACAUCUGACAUGGUCGGUGUUGCAUUUUCACCUCAGUCUAGUACACAGGUAACCAAAGAAUUUAUAUCACCAACUCAAUCUCCAAGCAUGACGAGCCCUGAGAUUUACACUUCUGAUCAGGGCAGUGGAGUCACCGAUCAAGAUGAGUGGUCAGGUGAUGACUCAAGUGGGUCAUCCUCCACAAGAGUACCUGAAAGGGAGAGUUCUGGAGUUUUGGAUAGUACAAUUUCCUCAGCGGUUACAAAUUCAGUGUUUCCAGAAGAUAGUGGCCCAGGUGGCCAUACCACUGAUGUGCUUAUUACAGUAAAAGACACAGGAUUAUCAGUUCUACCCACAACCAAACCAAGAAUAACAGGAGCAACUCAUGAAAGUACAUCUGUUACUAGCACAGAGAGUACAGGCCAUUCCAUUUUCAGCACAGAGAAACCAACAAGCACAGCAAAAAGACUUAAUGAAAGUGGAACAGCUGAUGUUCCGAAAUCUACUGCACCGGCAGCUUCUCUCUACACCACAGAGAAGUCAUACACAACAACAGAAUAUGCAAUCACAAGUAAAAAAUCAACACCAAAACCAGAUUUUACUUUGACAGAGGUAGAGAGUUCUGGCAACCAAACCACUGUGGAGUUCACCCUAAAGCCUUCAGUGAUGGAGACUGCCACAUUUUCAGAAACAGCAGGUGAAACCAAGGGUUUUGCAACAGUAACACCAACCUCUGAUAACAGGGUUUUCUCACAGGAAAGUAAAAUUACUCCAGCAACAGAUCAUCCCCUUUCAAGCACUGAGAAAGAUGAGGUUGCUGUGGCUGAGCACACAACAGAAUCCCCCUCUACAGCCCUGCCCUCCCAUACAACUGAUGCCCUAAUAUAUAAUCACACUGUUGUUGAUUUCAGCACAGAAAGCUUGAGCGGUGAGCAUAAACAAGAUGAAUUUACAUCAAUAUCUGCCCCAGUUCCCACUGUUAUAUAUCACAGUGUUACAGAUCAACAAGUUGAGAUUAUUACUCCUGACAGGAGCCAAGCCAAGACUCGACUAACUGAACAUACACCCACCAUAGUUCUGCAUGCAUCCAAACCAUCAACCAGCACAUCUAUCAUAUUCAUCGAGGAUACACAACAGGAAGAUAAACUGUUCUCUGGAGUUACAGAUAGUAUGAGAGAAGACAGCUACAGUACAGAGCUUAUUACCAAAGAUGAUACAAUCACUGAUGCAGAUACGAUGUCUGUGGUUCCCUCUUCUUCAUUUUAUCCAACUAUUCUGACAGAGGAAGCUGGGGGUGUCACAGCAAUUACAAUAACUCAAAAGCUGGAAGUUACACAAGAACCAGAGGGUUCAGGGACUGUUGGUGACACAUUUUUGAGUCCUACACCAACCUCAGCCAGUGAUACAUCAUCAGCCUCAACAUCUUCUGAAUACUUGUUCACUUCAGAAUCGUCACCUGUGAAAGACGUUUCUUCGGUAGAAACAUCAAGUGAAGUAAAUGUCACAAGGUUGCCGCAGGCCACACAAGAUACUUCAGUGUCCACUCAGUCAAGCUCUGGAGAAAUCUAUGAUGUUACAACAACACACAAAGUUUUAUCAUUUGAGACUACCAAACCAAUUUCUGAUCAAUUCCAAGGAGACACUACUGAGAUUUCCACUUCCUUAUCUUUUUCUUCUCAAAUCUUAAUGGAAACAGCAGACUCUACCUCUGCCACUUUAGUGACUAGUGAAGAUUAUGUGGUCACCACAGUUAAAAAAGAAAAAUACAUGACAGCAUCACCCGUAAUUCUAACAGCUACAAGUCAUGGCAUAACUGAUAAAACCUUAAGUUCAUCCGUUUUCACCCAAACCACUAAACCUUCAGUCAUUGUCACACCAGUCUCCACUGAACCUGGAACAAUGAAAUCCACCAGUAAAACAUCUGAUGACGACUCUUCAGGUGACUCUGAUGACUUUGCACGAGAAAGCUCAGAGAAACCUUCAGCAUCAUCUUUGGAAAUUUGGAUGACUGAAAAAACAUCUACACCCUCUUCACUGUUUAGUACUGAGCAAGCCAGGUCUGAGAUCAUGCCUACUCCCCACACUGGCAUCUCUUCUGAGAAAAAUGUGCCAGCCACAGUGAGCCCAGUGUUGUCUAGUGAGAAGUUAAGCACUGCUAUGGUUGUAACUGCCCAGACUGCAGUAACAGUCACAACAUUGAAAGGGGAAAUUUCAAGUAGUUCAGACAGUGACAUCCAGAAAACAUCUCCUCAUGCUAUUAUAACUUCAUCUCAUAUGGGGACAGGAGUGGAGCCUGUUGGAGUAGAAUCUACAACUCCAAAACCUCCAAGUGAAGAAGAAGAAGAAACUAUAGCUACUGACACAAGAUCUCCUGCAGUGUCAAGCGCUGUAGACACAUCACUAGAGAUCUCAGGUGAAGCAACUUAUUCAUUUUCAUUUGAAACAAAAAGGACGCCAUCCUCAGGUGUGUCCUCAGUUUCUACCACUGAGACUGAAAAGUUGGUUUUCACUUCAGAAAUGACAGACCAGUCACCCAAAAUGAUAACAGAACCUGCCCUUACCAUUCUUGCUUCUACCACUGAGAAGCCAGCUGUAGUAUCGACUGAGAGAGACACCUCAACUGAUGAAGACAGUUCAAGUUAUGCCAAGACGCCAGUGAAGAGUGAAGAGAGGUUUAUAUCAACAGGAACAAGUAUUAUUAUUUCUACAGCAGGUUCAAGUGAAAUGGGAUUGAGCACCUUUGGGUCUGACUCUGUCACUCCUAGUUUGUCGACCAUUAAGAAGACUAUGAUUACUAGCACUUUAUCCACUCAGCCGGCAAGCUCCCAAACAGAUGAGUCAGAAUCAUUUGAACAAACCUCAGGUCAGACAUCCCAUGAGGUCUUCAGCACUGCCCAUGCAACACAGCCCCCUGCUGUGACCAGAUCUAUUGAGUCAUUGAAUACAUCAACUUCCUUUGAGUCAGAACCAAAGGAGUCACAAAAUGCAGCUAUAACAAGCAAAGCUAUCUCAGAGACAACAGUAAUGAUCACCACAAUACCCACUUCAAAUGUCCCCUCAACACCAUCACAGCCAGAUGUUGUCAUUCAGUUGGACUCAACUCUUUCUCCUCUACAACCACUGACAACUCCCAUGGAAUUAUUUGAACAAGCCAAGUCAGACAUUACACUUACACAUCGCCCCAACCCGGGUCUUUCUCAUGAUAUAUCACUGACCACAACUCACCCUGUAUUUGCUAAUCAUGUCACAAGCCAGACUGCAGUAUCAACAGUUGCACCUGCUUUUGUUUCUGAAGACGGCCGUGUUUCGAUAGCAGAUGGGACAGUUGAACCAGCUGUUGAUCAGGUCUCAAGUGGUGCAAUGACUCAACGAUCUUCAGACCCAUUUUAUGAUGCGUUAACUGAUCCACAACCAGAUUAUGAAGUACUAAAUCCUUAUGUGGUGGCAGCAGAUCCCCUAAACAACCAAACACUAGAAAACGAUACAGUGUUAAUUUCUACACCACCAUCUGUUGUUCAAACACCUGACUCAAAGGUAAUAGCAGAAGCUAUCAUGGUUACGGCAUCAACCACGAUCAGUGGAAAAUCAGUCUCUACCUUCCAAGAAAACAGCAUGACUACAGCAAGUGUUGUUAAGCUGGGUGAUGAUGAGGUUCAGAGUGUCACCUCUGAGCUCUUAUCGCCAACAUCUAAGUCACCUUCUGUCCCUAAUGAUAAGGCUGAAAGUGGCUCUGUAAGUUCUGGGAUUUCAUCCUCCAGCUUUGAUGAUGUAUCUGAUGAACUGAUGACUACAAAGGCACCAAAGAUCAUCAGUAUAGAACAGGCUCUAUCUCCAGAUGAAAUUAAGAAAGUAUUUAAGGUAAAUGCUACAGAAGCUUCAAAGAAGGAAGGUGUUGAUGUCACGCUUGGGAAAGGUGACAUAGGUGUCUCUCUUUACACUGAAAUACCAACCAGCACUCAAUUCAAGACAGUAUCACCAGCCCAGGUGCAAAAUCAGCUAGGUACAAUUGCAUCAACCACACCAUCAACCUUUUCUGAGCAAGACCAGAAACAGGACAGUGACAUGACUGCACCACCAUCAGUUAUUGAAGGAAAACCACCAAUAAAAGAGGAGGAAACAACCACACCGCCUAAUAGAGGAUUUGAUCUAGGACACACUGUUGUUGGCGAGACUAUGGAGAUUUCUGGAAUUGACUCAUGCACAGAGGAUGUUUGUCUAAAUGGAGGCUCUUGCUUGAGGAUUGGCAGCACCUAUACCUGUCACUGUGCUCCUGGUUUCAGUGGUCAUCAAUGUGAAAUAGAUAUUGAUGAGUGUGAAUCAAACCCUUGCCGCAAUGGAGGCACGUGUGUCGAUGGCUUGGCUUCUUUCACAUGUGUGUGUCUCCCAAGCUAUGCUGGGCUGUUUUGUGAAGAGGAUACAGAAACAUGUGACUACGGCUGGCAUAAGUUUCAAGGCCACUGCUACAAGUACUUCCCUCAGAGGAAAAACUGGGACACAGCAGAGAGAGAGUGCCGCAUCAACGGGGCUCAUCUCACAAGCAUCCUGUCUCACGAGGAGCAACAAUAUGUCAACCGUCUUGGACAGGACUACCAGUGGAUCGGCCUGAAUGAUAAGAUGUAUGACAACGACUUCCGCUGGACCGAUGGUCGCCCUAUGCAAUAUGAAAACUGGAGGCCCAACCAGCCUGACAGCUUCUUCUCUGCUGGCGAGGACUGUGUGGUGAUGAUAUGGCAUGAGGAUGGUCAGUGGAAUGAUGUUCCUUGCAACUACCACCUCACUUUCACCUGCAAGAAGGGCACAGUGGCCUGUAGUCAGCCUCCUGUGGUAGAGAAUGCACGUUCCUUUGGGAAGACACGUGAACGGUAUGAGAUCAACUCGCUGGUGAGGUACCAGUGCCGUAUAGGCUUUAUUCAGAGACAUGUCCCAACUAUCCGUUGUCGUGGAAAUGGACGAUGGGAUAUCCCGAAAAUCAGCUGCAUGAACCCCUCAAGCUAUCAGAGGACCUUUAUCAGAAGGCAUCAGCACAAUAGUCUCUACAGCAUCCACAACUUCAAUAACUGGCAAGAUGAGUCCUUCCACUUUCGUCAUCAGCUCCGCCGAGGAAGGAGACACAAAAUAGAACAUAAGUGGAAAUAACAUGGCACACCUGAGACGAGAGCACGUGCCAGAUGCUUGUUUGAAAAGAACAAAAAAAAAAAAGCACAUGAGAAAACUUAUCAAAGAAAAAAAAAACAACCUGCAGUUUUUGCCAAUGGAAUCUUACAAAGUGCCUUUUAUAGAGAUGUAGAUACAAGACUUUUUCUUAUCAAGGGGCACUAUUUUAUAAUAAUGCCAAUGUGGAUUAAAAAAAGUUUCAGCUGGCUACUGGAAAAGCAAAAACUACUCUCAUCAUACUUAAAAAACACUAAAAUCACCCUUUUUCAUGAUGGUUGUCUAGUCAAUUUUAAAAUCAACUGGGCUAUUUAAAAUCUAUGCAAGUGUUCAUUUUCUAAUAGAAAGAAAGAGAUUAUACUGCUCAUGUAAAUAUUAAUAUUGUGCUGUUUUAAUUUGGGCUUCCUUUUUAUUGCGCUUGCAAAGAACUCAUAUCGCAUGAGUUAAACAUUAUGUUGCAUACAAAGAACUAUAAACUUUCUUACAUACAGAUCUUUUCCCAGAAUUUAUAGCUCAUUCUAUAAAGCGGCAAAUUAUACCCUGACAUGGUUUGACAGGUUUCCUGUAUAGUAGUUAUUCACAUUCUAGAUUAAAAUAUCACAAGUCUGGGGAAAGUUUUUCACUGAUUGCUUGGUUAUCAGCUUCUUUGUGAUGGCAGCUUUUAGUAUCAAAUUAUCACCUUUCAUUCUCUUCUGCUGUCAUCAGAUAUAUGUCAGACUAAAUGUUUAUAAAGAGAUUUCUAUAGAUAGAUUUUUAAAAAUGUAACUGACAUUUUCUUUUGUAGGAGACAGUUCAAUAUGAAAGAUUGCUCUCUAAGUGCCUAUCGACAAAGCCUUUAUCAACAGAUGGAAAUUGAUGACUAUCGUCUACUUCAAAAGGAAAGUGUAGCUCAAAAAGCCUCUAUUUUCUGCUCAAAUAUGUUCAUUGCAUAGCCUUUAAUUAGUCACAACAGCAUGUUUACAAUAAAUUAUAUAACUAAUGCUGUGCAUAAUCACACACCAAAGACUCUUGCUGUCAUCUGUUGUGGGGUAGCUUAUAUGUAAGUCUUUUUUUUUCUCUUUUGGUAUGAUUUCUAAAAAAUUUGUUUCUGUUAUUGUGGUCAAUUAAGAUCAGUCAUUGAGAGAAUGUAUUUUGUGAAUCACUCAGAAAGACUUGAACGUAACAGCUGUUUAGGCAGAGAUGCGUAUAAUUUAUUUUCAAGCUGCUCUUGAUUGCUUUACUUGUUUUACUGAUAAAAUAUGAUUCUGUCACUUGGGCCUCACGGGGAUUCUUUUUAAAUGUUUUUAUUGUUUGUUCACCAGGACGCCGGCAACAUUUGCAUGCUAACAGUCUAAAAGUAAUUACUCAGCAAUAUGAUCCAUUUACAUGCCUUCUGCUUUUUCUUUCUUCUUCUUCUUCUUUUUUUUUUUUUCAACUUUAAUGCCAACAGUGGACCAAAGAACUCAGAGACACACAUCAGCAAUAAUCUGCAUCGAUUUUGUUCUGUAACAUUAACAGACGUGAAUUUUUUUUAAGGAGAAAUGUUGUUUUGUUGUCUGAGUAUUUGUCUGUGUGUUUUAGCCUUGAUGUGCACAUAAUAUAAUUUUAUAUUUAUAAGUGUUUCUUUUUUUAAAGAUUACUUUACAAUGUGAAUGGUUGGUACGUUUGUGAAUUUAAUGUUUUUUUUAACUGUUGUUUUUCCUGCUUUAAAUCACCAAUGAAAU